AUGGAUGAGCUCACGAAGUUUCUAGCGCAACACCCAAACAUUCACUAUGCCACUCCGUCUUCCCCGGACUACGACUCUUUAAGUUCAGGAUAUGUGCUCGAUCACGGCAAAGUCCCAGCGAUGAUUGUACGACCUGCCUCAGCCGAAGAUGUGGCGGCUCUGGUCGCUGUCCUGAAAAGAAAUGAGCUCCCCUUUUCCAUUCGAGUUGGUGGCCAUGACAUGUUUGGUCGAUCGGCGGUCCAUGAUGCCGUCACCAUAGAUCUGCGCAAGAUCGCGUAUGUCCACGUUGACCCCGAAGCCUGCACGGCACGAUUAGGUGGUGGAGUACUAGUCAUGGAAGUACUUCAAGAGUUGAAGCAACAUGGCAUGGUUGCACCUCACCCAGUCAUCCCGGGGGUUGGAUUCGUGGGCUGGGCAACCCACGGCGGCUAUGGUCUGCUCAGCGCGCAGUAUGGGUUUGGAGUAGACCAGAUCCUGCAGGCACGAUUGGUCGACUCACAGGCAGUCAUCCGUGAUGCCGAUGAGGAGAUGCUGACCGCGAUUCGCGGUGGGGGAGGAUGCUUGGGGAUCAUCGUCGAGCUCACAAUCAAGGUGUAUCCAUUGAACCAGGUACAGAUCAAGUUCUCUCCUGCAAUGAGAUUGGUAUUAAUCAGAAGCCAGAUCCUUGCAGGCGUCAUAAGAUAUGAGUCCAGCGAUAUAGCAGCGACCAUUAAACAAUACAAUGAUGCAUGGCGCACAGAGAAAGACGGACUUCCAUCGAGUCUGAGCCUUUUCCAAUGUAUUGGAAAUACAUCUUCAGGCAAGGUAUUCUCCGUGCUUUUUGUCUGGGCAUCUACAGACAUUGAAUCUGGAGAGAAAUGGCUGUCUAAAGUCAGCACCUGGUCCCUCGUGGCCGUGAGCACCGUUGCUCCAACUGAUAUGGUUACGUUCAACGAGCAAGCCCAGCGCAUUUGUCAUACAAAUACCUACGGCCUGUGUCUCACUGUCAAUCUAUGUGAGCUAACGGCUGAGAUCGUUGAUGUCAUCAGCAAGUAUGCGCCAUUAAAGCCGAGCGACCCGUCGACUAUGUUUGCGAUCCACGAGUUGCGCGCUUGCACUCCCCGGCCUGUGAUGCCGACUGUCUGGGACACUCGUGUCCCACAUUUUGUCAUUGAAAUCUUGCCUACUGUUCUUCAUGCAGACAGACUCGAUGAAGCCCUGGAAUGGGCACGCAGCUUCCAUAAUGAAAUGAUGCGAACCGAUAAAUCUAAUAUUUUGGCAUCAACCUAUCUUCCACUUACUGAACCGAACAAGGUGGACAUGAGGGCGAUAUAUGGGAGCAAGUACCAGAUUUUAAAGCGCGUCAAACAACAGUAUGAUCCAGAUAAUGUGUUUCGGCAUACUGUGGUGCAAGUGUGA
Molecule: messenger RNA, 1398 nt
Organism: Penicillium nucicola
Lineage: Eukaryota; Fungi; Ascomycota; Eurotiomycetes; Eurotiales; Aspergillaceae
Product: FAD-binding oxidoreductase
Exons: 1
Coding region: 1-1398 (465 amino acids)
Molecular function (GO): FAD binding; oxidoreductase activity
Source: RefSeq, a predicted model, not a curated record